AUGGCGUCGCCAACCAUUUUCGAUAUCUCGGAUUUCAUUUUUGAUGCGGCGGACCUCAAUUUCACUCCGAACAGCGGCCCGGCACUCUGUGAAGUUUCUGGGGGAGAUAAUGGGGGUGAGCAGUCAUCGCAUCCUUCUUGUGGAGGAGGCGACGAGCCGUGCCUGCAUUCCUUAGCUUUCAACCACGAAGGCAGCAGGAAACUGGGCGUGGAGGACGUAAAACAGGCUUCUGGUGCAGACGCCAAGAUGAAGGAUGACAAUUCGCAUAAUGGGGUAUGUUCAUCAAAUGUGGCUGUGGAGGAACCGCAGACCGAACUGGGUCAUGCGACUGAUCGUCUGCGUCUGGGGCGAGAACCAGGCGACUUCACCGUUCCUACAAGGCGCGGACUCGCCGUGACAGGGGAAGGUUUGUUGGCAGAGCAGCCGGAGUCCGCUGACACCGCUGAAUGUGUGGACGAGCUGCGCGAAGGGUUUCGUGAACCGUGUAGUGAGCCUCAGCGGACAAACGGCGUGCCUCGCUCCGAAGAGGGGCACGGAGGCGAGGCCGCCCAACCUGGAUUUGACUGUGAACCGCGAACCCCCGCCGAGCUUCCGGCGCACGCAUGCAGCUACUGCGGCGCCAGCUCACCCGAGUGUGUCUUGAAGUGCUGCUGCUGCAACAAGUACUUCUGCAACAGCCCCUGCAGCAACAGCGGAAGCAGCAUGGGGUCUCACAUCAUCUUUCACUUGGUCAGGAGCCGACACAGAGAGGUCAUGCUUCACCCGGAAGGACCACUCGGCGAUUGCACCCUUGAGUGUUUUCAGUGCGGGAGUCGCAACGUUUUCCUUCUCGGUCUCAUUCCUGCGGAACAAGAAGGAGUGGUUGUCCUCAUCUGUCGGGAGCCGUGCCUCUCCAGCAGCGCUUUGAAGCAGAGCGGUUGGGAUCUGUCUCAUUGGCAGCCGCUGAUUGAAGGAAAGUCGUUUCUUCCGUGGCUGGUCCGGCCCACGCUCACGGCGGCGGAGCGGAGAGACUGCCGAGUCGUCACCACGCAGCAGCUUCAGCGCCUUGAAGAGCUCUGGCAGAAGAACCCGCAAGCCACUCUGGAGGAACUCAGUCAAACAAAGGAAGAAGAGGUGCUCCCGAGCGUCAAGUUGGUGUACGAGGACGGCUUCGACUACCAGCGGACAUUUGCGCCGCUUGUGCAGGCCGAAGCGGACUACGACAAGCAGAUGCGAGACGGGCAGAAGCUGGUGAAAGUCAAGUUGAGGUGGGAACAAGGCUUGAAUCGUCGCCGUCUGGCGUACUUCAUGUACGCACGCGACGAAGGCUGCAACGUUCGUCUGGCAGCCGGAGACGAGGUGAAGAUCACCACCGCUUUACCCAAGUCAGUUAUCGGGGCCUCCUCCGCAACGGCCUCCGCUUCGAGUGCCGGUGCGGCUCGAGCGGCAACUGCGCAUGGAAGCUCCGAUGCGCCAGGGGCGAGCGCCUCGACGGGCAGCUCAGCAGCCGAUGGCGGAGCGGAUGGAGAGGACCUGGUACAGUGGAGCUGUACCGGAAGCAUCACGCGGUUUUCUGAGGACAGUGAGGAAGUCAUCGUGGAGGUGAAGAAGUCGUCAAAUGGGAAGGGAGCGUGGGACAGCCCCGUGCCGUUGCUGUACACGAUUGAGUUCGUCUGGAAAAGCACGUCCUUCGAGCGCAUGCAGAACGCUCUGCGCCAGCUCGCCGUGGACGAGAUCAGCGUGAGCAGCUACCUGUAUCACACGCUCAUGGGGAAGCAAAUGGAGCAUCAGAUCAUUCAGACCCCGAUGCCGUCGCAUAUAUCUGCUCCGAAUCUAGCUCCUCUGAAUCCGAGUCAGAUGCUCGCCAUUCGUUAUGCACUUCAGCACCCGCUUUCGCUCAUUCAGGGGCCGCCCGGGACGGGGAAGACUCUGACCUGCAGCACGCUCGUCUACCAGAUGGUGAAGCUGAGCGAGAUGGGUUCUCACCUGCAUCCGCGUGGGGCCGGAGGCUUCAACAAGGAAGGCGGACAGGUGCUGGUGGUCGCUCCGAGCAACGUCGCCGUCGAUCAGUUGGCCGAGAGAAUCAACAGGACGGGCCUCAAGGUCAUUCGCGUGUACUCCAAGUCCCGCGAGUUCGCGUACACCGCGCUCGGUUCGUCCUUCUCCAUGGAGAAUCUGGCGCUUCACAAGAAGGUUCUGGAGCUAAAGACCGCGAGCAGCGACGAGAUAGCCAAGUACCUCCAACUGAAAGAGCACACCGGCGAGCUCGCGCCUGCUGAUGAGCGCCGCCUGCGGCUUCUGCUUUCGAGGGCGGAGAUGGAAAUCCUUCAGACGGCCGACGUCAUUUGCACGACUUGCGUCGGCGCAGGAGACAAUCGCCUCCAGGGCUUCCGCUUCCGCCAGGUCGUGAUUGACGAGGCCACGCAAGCGACCGAGCCGGAGUGCCUCAUCCCCGUCGUACUCGGAGCCAAACAGGUCGUGUUGAUCGGCGACCACUGUCAGCUGGGGCCGGUGGUGCUGAGCAAAAAAGCGGCGGCCGCGGGCCUGGCGACUUCUCUCUUCUCCCGUCUGCUGGCGCUUGGCCACCGCCCUUUACGGCUGAAGGUGCAGUAUCGCAUGCACCCUGCUCUUUCGUUCUUUCCCUCUUACUUCUUCUACGAAGGCGAGCUGCAGAAUGGCGUGACGAUGAAGGAUCGAACCUACGUGCACCGGGGGCCGGGCGACCACCGGUUCCCGUGGCCCAGCGAGGAGAGGCCGAUGUUUUUUUACCACUCAACCGCGGCGGAGGAGAUCAGUGGAUCGGGGACGUCGUACGUCAACAGAGUGGAGGCGGGCAACAUCGAGAAGAUCGUGACCUUCCUCUUGAAAUGUGGCUUGAAGGCAUCGCAGAUCGGCGUCAUCACACCGUACGACGGACAGCGGGCCCACAUCUCCUCGCUGUUCCAGCGCCAGACGACCCUCGGACAAGCGGCCUUUGCGGACCUCGAAGUAGCAUCAGUAGAUGCAUUUCAAGGACGAGAAAAGGAUUUCAUCCUUCUUUCCUGCGUCCGCUCCAAUAGCAACACUGGUAUCGGCUUUUUGGCGGACGCGCGGCGCUUGAACGUGGCGUUGACUCGAGCCAAGUAUGGCCUGAUCAUCUGCGGCAACGCAUCCGUCCUCGCGAAUUACGUGCCGCGCAUGCCGCGACCCCCACCUAGCUCAUCUCCCCUCCAGCCGGGAGGCAUCGCUCCUGGUCUGGCUCCAGGCGUGCUCGGCCCCUGCGGCGCCGUCGUAGGUCCAGGGGGCCCUGCGGUCCCCGGGGUUGCCUGCGUCCCCGAACCGCCCAUCUGGCGGCUGCUGAUUCAUCACUACCUCAAAUAUGAUUUGGUCGUCGACGGCCCGCUGAGCAACUUGAAGCCAUCCAAGAUCCGUGUGGCGCUGCCGCCCCUGACCCCGCUGGGAGCCCUCAUGGCGACCGGCGGCCUCGCAAAGGGAGGGAAGAACGGCGCUGGUGCCGCAAAAGCUGGCAAGGGUCUCGGCAAAACGAAGGCGGCGUCGAGAUACAUCGCCCCUGAGGAACUGCAAGACUAUAACCGUAACUCGACGACCUCGUCUGGGUAUCUCCAAAGUGUCUCGUCUCCUGGGGGUCUAGCAUCCGCGGGUCAGGCAUCUCAUCUCGCGGGGACCUACGCACUGAAUGGACCCUCCGGCGGGUAUGCUUACGGCGGCACUCCGCUUUACCCCAGUCCUGCCUUUGCUGCACUCUUGGGAGCUGAGCGAGGCUUCCAAACUCAACAAACCGCUUUCCCGUCGUCGUCUCUCAUGGCUGCGCAUGCGGCGGCAAGCAGCAGUUUCUGCUAUGGGGCCCCGGGGGGUGCAGGGGGGGGACCGGCGGGGUCGUCCAGCGUCGCUGCUGGCGCCCUUGAGCAGCAGACGCUUCGGGCUCCUUCGGCGUAUUUCGCGGGGCGGGAAGGCGCCGCUGGGGGGGCGGGCCUCUCCUUCGGGGGAGGCCCGGGGGCCGCUGGAAGCGGGGCGAAUGCGGGCAACAGCACCGCCAGCCAGCCUGGGGGAGGCGGGGUCUGCGCGAGAGGCACGAGCCGGUCCGCCGACGGGCCUUUCAGCGGGACAUCCGGCCUCGGGGGCGGCACGCUCGGGAUGCCGACGGGGGCGGGAAGUCGCGGAGGAGCCAGACACACAGAUCGAGACCAGCGAACUGAGGCAACAUACGUGGCUGACAGAGACGGAAAGGCCCUGCGACGCACGGCUUUAGACCUGCGAGACGAGCAGGGCGCCAACUCCUCGAAGCGGCCCGGCCGAGCCGCGACUGUCGUGUCCGAACAGCUUGACGAUGAUUCCUUCACCUUCAUCGGUAGCCAAGUUGGAUUUUGA
Molecule: messenger RNA, 4347 nt
Organism: Besnoitia besnoiti
Lineage: Eukaryota; Apicomplexa; Conoidasida; Eucoccidiorida; Sarcocystidae
Product: RNA helicase (UPF2 interacting domain) protein
Exons: 17
Coding region: 1-4347 (1448 amino acids)
Biological process (GO): nuclear-transcribed mRNA catabolic process, nonsense-mediated decay
Cellular component (GO): cytoplasm
Molecular function (GO): RNA helicase activity; ATP binding; RNA binding
Source: RefSeq, a predicted model, not a curated record